AUGGCGGACGGUGACAAGAGAUCUUAUAGAAAUGGCGGUCAUAACAGUGACAUCGGCGGCUCCGUGGACUCCAAGGGAAAAAAGAAGAGCUUUCGGCGCCUCCUGAGUCGCUUCGCCGAGAAGACGUCAAUGGUGGGAGUCCCCUACAUCAACAACGCCAAGCUCUGGUGGGCGAAGCUGAUCUGGUGUUUCCUGCUCCUGUGUGCCUUGGGGGCGAUGAGCCUGCACCUAUGGUAUCUCAUAGACCAGUUCUUUUCAUGGCCUACUGUUACCAAGGUGGAGCUCGGAUUCUCGGAUCUUCGCUUUCCGCGGAUAACUGUUUGUAACGUGAAUGUUUUGCAUAAAGGGAGACUGAAUCAUUAUGCUGGUGCAGAUAAACUGAAAGAGUUAGUGGACAAGUUAAAACCUGAGAAUGUUGCACCGAAUCAAUAUGACCCAGAUUGGGACCCCUAUGGAAAUACCGGAACAACGCCUGGCAACAAAGACCCAACGCAAGGAACUUCGAAUGGUAACCAAAGUCCAACGCAAAGCGCUCCAACUGUUCAUCAAGGCCGAACGCAAAGAACUCCAACUGGUAACCAAGGGUCAACGCAAAGUGCUCCAACUGGUAACCUAGGCCACACGCAAAGACAAGGGACGCAAACAGACGUAACUGAAACGUCGCAAAACGAAGCUGUUCCAAACCAGCGUCGUAAGCGGCUUGUGGACACGUACGGGGAUAUUGAUCCAAGCAAGUACGAUCCGAACAAGCCGCCAUCACCGCCACCGCUGCACAACGAGUACGACGGCGAGAAGGACUCACAGGAAGAGAUCGAACUCGCCUUUAGAACACUGUACAUGAACAUCCGCAGGAAUGAACGUGUCCGACUCGGACACAACAUCACCGACAUGUUGCUAAGCUGUACAUUUAACGGCAGGGUCUGUGAUGCUGGGAUGUUCAGACUCCACGGCACUCCCGAGUACGGUAACUGCUGGACAUUGGACAAUGACAAGUUUACCGUGAUGACACCUGGACCGGAAGGAGGUCUGAAACUCGUUUUGUAUAUGGAGUCCAUGGAGUACCUACAGGGGAUCACGACCGGAUACGGAGCCCGUAUACAGGUCCACGAGCCGGGAACCUACCCGUACCCCGUGCACGAGGGAAUGCACGUGCCCGCAUCCAUGGAAACAUCCAUAGGGCUCAAACUGGUCACGGUUGAACGCCUGAACGGUACGUACGGGGACUGCGAGUGGGGCGCCGACUUCCAGGCCAAGUACGGGGUUAGAUACACGAGGCGCUCCUGCUACUCCGCGUGCGUGCUCGAGGAUAUCGUAAGCACGUGUGGUUGCCAUAGCGACGAUGCGGAGUACUUUGCACAACGCCUCAACGACUCGCUUGGGAGAUGUGAAUCCAAAAACGAGACGGCGUGUCAGGCCGGGGUAGAACGUCGCUAUGAGACGAUGGUGUCAGUGUGUCCAUGCCCGAACCCGUGCAACGAGACAGUAUACGUGAAGAGUGUGAGUCAAAGACAGUGGCCCACCGAUGACUACGCAAGAGUACUGCUGCAAGGGGUGUGUGAGAUGGAUUUGGAGAAAUGCAAGAACCUGCGGAUGUUGAUAAACGACGAACGGGCUUUAAGUAACAGUUUUCUGAGACUGAACAUCUACUAUGAAGAUUUGAACUACGAGAUGAUAAAGGAGUACCCUGAAAUUGAGUGGCAACAGUUCCUGUCGGACGUGGGUGGCGCCAUUGGUCUGUGGAUCGGCCUUUCCAUUCUUAGUCUCUGUGAGGUCGCGCAGCUCCUUGUCGAACUCUGCAACUUUGUCGCCAGCAAGGCCGCCGGGGAGUACCGCCGAUCCCGGAAGCACCGCCGGAAACAGGACCACUCGACGAGCUCUGCUAAUGAUCAACGUAAUAACAGCGACCUUUCUCGGCGUUGAACAGUAUUACAGGUUACACAUGCGCAAAUAAUACCCUUCUUUGUUCUAAAUGUAGAGUUUAGUGUUUGAUGUCAAUUUUUACAAGAAUCAAGCUACUUUUCAACAUAUCACCGUUCAUUGCUGGAAAGAUAAGGCCAUAGCCUUUUAAAAAACUGAAUACAAAUUUCAAUGCAUUGUAACUUGAUAUAUUUAAAUUAUAAAUUACACAUCGGCACUCAGUGGCAUGGAGACCUCCGUUUUUAGCAGAACCAUGUUCAUUUUGAAGGAACUUCCAUUAAACAAAAAAUCCAUAAAUGCAGAAAGUAUCGUCCAUGAUUAGCCUGUGCAGUCCACGCAGGCUAAUCAAUGAAGAAACUUGACGCACAAACUGUAAGCACCGUUUUACCAGAGCGAGGCUAAUACAUGUAUAUAGCUUCAAAUUGAUACCAUAACAUAUAAUUUAAACCUUAGUUCUCUGCAUCAUGCACCUAACCUGGGGGUUCUUAUUAUCAAACUGAUACCAUGUACAAUUUGUGUUCAGGCUGCGCAUUUGUAACCAUAAUUAAUGUGACAGAAAACUAAACCAAUCGUCAAUCACUUCUGGCGGCCAGUAUAGUCGCAGAGACUGCAAACGCGGAUUCGAUAACAAGCGAUGGGACACGUUGUUCGUUUUAAAAUAAACUGACGGACACUUGAAAAGAACGUCUUUUGGUGUUAAAUAUAACAGCUACAUUUAUGCCAUCUGACACACCAUGAACUUGUGUGUUUGUUUUGUUUUUGUUUGCAGACGAUAGUGUUAAUAUGAAGCCAUUAUGGCGUAUUUCUCGCAUGUAUUAUUUAAUGUAUGACAUUGUCUUUCAACGUGUAUUGUACGACUAUAAACUCAUCGCCCGUAAUCAUGGUAGUUAACCCAUUUAUGCCUAGCGUCUAGAAAAAAGGCCUUGGCAAACAGCGUAGACCCAGAUGAGACGCCGCAUGAUGCGGCGUCUCAUCAGGGUCUGCGCCAUUUGCAUAAAGGAUUUUCUGUAAGAAAUAUUCUAAAUAUAGAAAUAAAUAUACUAGACAUCCCUAAUGUUGGAAAUAAAUUGAUCCAAUUUAGAAGGAUGGGAGAGUCCACUAGGCAUAAAUGGGUUAAAGAAAUAAUGCACAGUCCGUAAUUAAAGAAAUAAUGCACAUGAACAGUCGCUGGUUUACGGGAUCUCCUAUCAUUUUUAUAUUGAUUUGUUUUGUGUAAUGCAUUUUAUAUUGACGCUUGAUCAUUUUUUGUGUUGAAUUCAUUAAUAUGCGUUUAUAUUAGCUUAAUUGCAGAUUGUAUGUGCAUUUUCGACGUCAUUGUAUGUUUGUAUAAUUAUGUCGUAUGAAUGCAUUGAUACUUUACAUUAUCAGGUACCCUUGUCAAUUUCAUUAUUUCUGUUUACAGAAAUGUUCUUAUACUCAAAUUACUUGCAAUGUACUUUUGUGCUACAACUCAUAUUUUGUGUUCAAUAGAAUUAUGCGCAUGUAAACAGCUGCAUGCAUGCAAAAUGUAUAUACAUGUUUAAAGGUUUCCUAGUUGUAUGAACCAGAUUUCAGAACUAUGGGUCAUCUUCCCAGUUUGACAUCGGUCAAUAAAAAGAUGUAAGGUCACGGUGGCGUAGUGAAUAUGGCGACCGUCAAGCGAUCACAUUCCAUCUCACUCUGGAUGCGUUGUAAAGAUC
This is a messenger RNA of Dreissena polymorpha, 3596 nucleotides long. RefSeq names its product amiloride-sensitive sodium channel subunit beta-like. Bases 1 to 1920 code for a protein of 639 amino acids. Gene Ontology annotation, biological process: sodium ion transmembrane transport. The transcript has 12 exons. The record is from RefSeq and is a predicted model, not a curated record. Lineage: Eukaryota; Metazoa; Mollusca; Bivalvia; Myida; Dreissenidae. Gene Ontology annotation, molecular function: ligand-gated sodium channel activity. Gene Ontology annotation, cellular component: membrane.